UCUACCGCGAAGCAAAGUACUUCUUCCCCCGAUCAUUAGUGUUUCCAUACACAUACUGAACGCUCCAGCCGGCUCAUUCAAUUCGAAUUUCACCUAGCAGGCGCGUUAGAUUUUUAGUAGCUUUUUAGGGGCGAUUUUGCCUGCACAGAUUAGCCAAGCAUACGGAUAGGCUACACAUACCGACACUUAGUAUAGAACAUUCAUGCGUGUUGUUAUCUCAUUCACCAGUGUGGCUUACAUUAUGGCUUUGUGGUGUAGUUUUGGUCGGCCAGUCUUCUGGAAGUGCUUAUUUCGUCAGUGAUCGAUGUUUGGAGAGGUACGGGUACCAUCGGGAUAGGCGACAGGAAGGGCCACGACGUGUGAAAAUUCUUUCGGUGCGCAACCUCCGCUGAAUUCUGUGGACAGCCAGAUAGCUGACUGGGCCUGGAGCAUCGCCACCGGUAGAUCUGUCUGGGUCUAGUGCAAGGGGCCACGAUGUCCUCUUGGUCUUCCGGUUUGAGGAGGGCGGAACCUCUGCCACCAUUGAAUCAGCCAGAACAGAUAUGCGAGUUGCAGCCGCAGCACAUGUAUCAAAUGUAAAAAUGUCUGGGUCUGGAAGAAUGCAAGUUUGUCAUGCUAAUUUUGGACUCUAGAAAAAUCUGUAUUGCAUGACCAGCAAGAGGAGCCCAGUUUCUGCUACGCGGGGAGGCCAUUUGUCAUGCGGAAUAGGCAUCAAGAAGCACCCAGAAAAUCUGUGAUGCCAGGGAAUACAUCGCAGACGUCACGGGCCAUGUAAAAUCUGCAUGACAAGUUCGCACUCUUCCAGACCCAGACAUUUUUACACUUGAUAACAUGGGUGCCCUGACGUACAGCUUCUUUUUUGUCUGGUGUUUCAUCCUCUGGUGGGAAUUUCCGGCGGACAAAUGCUUGGUGCCGUUCGAUCCCAACACGACGCCGCCCCCGUUGCCAGCUUCCGCAGCGCAGGGCCUGUUGUCCCUGCAAAAGGCGGCAGCUGCGGUAGAGAACCAGGUCGAAGCAGGCGGCGGCACCAGUGCGAACCUGCGUCGAGCAGCUGCCGGAUCUAGAUCUGCGAGCAGCCUCGCGGACUUUUAUGCGAUUGGACGCAUACCCCUGAAUCCAGCCGUAUUUCAGUUGCAAGGCCAGGGCGUAAAUGAUGCUCGCCCACCCGCAUCCACCUCGUCGCAGAGAGGUGGAGUAGGUGAUGUGUGGCGGAAACUUGGGAUUACGACAGCGGAAGAGCGGACGAAGCCUGACCGUGCAGACGCUUCCUCUCGCCGUCUUUCCGCUGCACCAGCGCGCCUUCGCCAGGACGAUGGUGGUGAUGUCCCACAUGCAGAGAGCAUGUGGGAAUAUGCUUCCUCGGCCACCUUGGGAGCCGCACCACCAGGAAGUACAGCUUUCAGUCACGGCAAGCCGCAGCUGAUUGCGGAGCCGCCCCGCAGUCUCUCGAAAGAAGAGUCUGACGCCCUGCUAUCAGCUGCGAAAGCACGGACAGCUCCUACUACGCUGAAGCAAAGCACAAGAGACGUUUGUUAUCUCCACCUGAUUCGGCCUGAAACGCCCGUGACUGGGCCCGCCUACUUACUUCUCGGGCCCCUGCAGAACUUCUACCUCCGGCACGUGCUCCUCGUGUUCUUCUUGUCGGCCUUUAUGGGACUGGUGUCUCUCUGCAAAGCAAGGCUUUUGCACAACAUUAACCGUGUGAACCUCCUCAGUUUCUGCAGCCUAAGUUGGUUUUUUUUUGUGGCGUACGUGGCGACUGCAGUGGUCUUUUCGAGGUGGAUGCCGUGGCAAGUCUACGACGACGAGCUGCCAGGACGUGGCGUUGUGCCCUGGCUACUAUUCUACAUCGUGUCCGGUCUCGUCGUCCUCCAAAUCCUCGUGCCCGCCCUUCUGCUCAUUGCGAUUUGCGGUUGCCUUCCCUGUCUCCCGUGUUGUGCGCCGUGUACUUUUUGUCUUCCAUUUUUUUAGACUGUCGAAGAAACUCGCCUCACAUUGUCUUUUUUUCGUAGAUGAACAAUGCAACAUCACGAGGUUUACGUUUCUGUGGUUUUGUACCUGCCAGUGCGUAAUAUCUAACCAAGAUACAAUCAAAUCAGUUGUGCUGCACGUCUUUCGGCGACAAAUACUCCGGGGCGACACGCGGGGAAGGAGCGCCCGGAGCGUGGCCCAAACUUUGAGUCGGUGUGUGACCUACAAGCUGAGUGAGUCCGACCCUGCGCACGGUGAGAACUGCAGCAUUUGCUUGCAGGAACUUGAGGCGGGACACGAGGUUGGCGAAGCGCCAUGUACGCACGUCUUCCACCGCGAAUGCCUGGAGAAGUGGGCAUCUUUCGGGGGAUCAAACUGCCCCGUGUGCAGAGAGACGUUGGCGCGGCCCGAGGACGGACAGUUUCCUCUUCUCACUGGCGAUCGCAUAGCCACCGAACGUCGCGAGGUCCGGCCUUUAGGCACGUCUGCAAGUGGUCUGGAUGAGGCCAGUGCGUCGUCCCCUGCAGGCGCUCCGCUCUAAGGCGAGGGCGGGGUGUGUGACGACCUACUUCAUACAUAGAAGACCACUACCGUCUGUAGGUGGAUGGUGAUUUGCUUUGAUUUGCGGGAGCGCCUUUUCAGCGCAUUCCUGUCUACGUGUGAGAAUACAGUGCUCGCUUGUCUUCAUGUCCAUGUGACGGAACGGCAUGUGAAUACACGGUAGGCCCUUUUCGUCCCUCCGUGCAAAUGAAAAACCCUGCUGACUACAAGUACAACCAAGAAAUCACGAAAUGAACUCGAGAUAAUGCACAGUGGCACCGCAGCAUGCAUCUUUGAUGAACAGGGCGUUGCUGCGCCAUUGUAAAGCGAUUUUUCUACAGAGGCAGCGAGGAUGUGUUCAAAGAGGG
This is a messenger RNA of Amoebophrya sp. A120, 2879 nucleotides long. The record is from the annotation of a GenBank genome assembly. NCBI's taxonomy places the organism in Eukaryota, Dinophyceae, Syndiniales, Amoebophryaceae.